AGCCAGGGGGUGGCCAAGCUUCGCUGGAGUUCUGCUGCCAGCCCGGGAUCUGCUGUGCUCAGGAGGAACAGCUAAAAGGGGAAACAGCUCCUCGCACAGCUGGCCCGGCAGCUGAUAUUUGCAUAGUGCUUUGAGACGCGCAGAUGAAAGAUUUGAGAGACACGAAAGGCUGUCACUGCCUGUUUGUCAUUUCGUGUGGUUCCUCCCUGCUAUCGCACGCAAAGGAGACGACUUUCAGGAGAGGUGAGUGCAGCUUGAGGGAAAGAUAAAACAGUGGAGGCUUUUCCUGCCACGUCCCCUUGCACUAGGAGCACACCUGCGCCCCAGAGCUGGCUGGGCUCCAGCCCCCUCCACCCACUUAACAGUCACCUCACCCUCAUCCUUAUCUGUCCCCAGUUCAACGCAAGAGUCACCAUCGUCCCUGAGCCACCUCUGAUAUCCCACUCCAGGCUCAGCUGUGCUUGCUCUCAGGGGCUCUCAUGAAUUGCAAAGCCAAAAACUGGGAAUGAGUGACAGCAUCAGGGCUGCCUGCAGCAAGCAAGUGCGUGCCUGCAGAAGAGAGCCGGGAGGGAGGGAAGGAGCCUUAGCACAUGGCAAACCGGCAGCAAGGGCCCUGAAACUUCAGGUGAGUGAGGAAGGUGAUGGUAUCACUCAGGAAAGCAGCAGCAGGAGGCAGCAGGCAUCCCACCCCCCUCUCUGUGCCAGGCACGGCUCGGCGGAGCCCGACACGCCGUGCGCUCGGAGCUGGGCUCGCUUUCAGCAUUUCAAAUUUGCCGGAUGAUAACCUCGGUGUGCGAGUUCGCAGCUCUGAUCCCACCCACUCGAGGUCUGACUCAUGUUGCAGUCACCGCUGCCCGGGUAUUGGUACGAGAGCAGGGAGGGAGGCUGCUUCGAGAGGAGGGAGGAGAGGAGAGAGGAGAGGAGAGGGAGCAGCACACGCUUCUGCCUCCGCCACCGAGCCGCACGCACCGGGCAAAGUUGGAGCCGGGGCAGCCCCUGGAGUCUCCCAGACGCUCAGGGACUCUGAGGAAGCAGCACAUUUCCCAGGUUGUCCUUGGGAGGUGGCAAAGCUCUGUCCCUGCUGGAGCACUGCUGACCACUGUCACCAACCAAACAUGCAGAGGGCAUGAGAGCCCACAGGACCUGACCCAAUGGUCACUCAGAGGAAAGGAGAAGGCAAGAAAGGGAAAGAAGCAGUUGAGAUCCACCAGCAGCUGCCACAGGGCAUCAGCUCCAGCAGUGAGCUCCCAGAGCACAAAUGAGUUGCAGUGCCACAUCUUUCCUGGACCACAUCAUUCCCAGCACACAAGGCUGAACGUGUAAAGUGACUCUGCAAUGUUCUCCAAGAUCCCUGUAGAACAAGGAUCACUUUGGGAAGGGCUCUAGACCUGCCUGGUCCAGGCUCACUCCAAGCAGCUUAGGAUCUUAUGAGAGCAGGACUGCUCCAUCCUUGCAGUGACACCAUGGAUCCCUGUUACAACCACACAAGCUCUCAAAAAAGGAUGGACUUGCCCCUGCAGCUGCUGGUCGGGUUCUUUCUCGUCGUCCUCAUCGUGAUCACUCUCUGUGGUAACAUCAUCGUCUGCCUGGCCGUCACGCUCGACCGCCGGCUGCGGAGCUUGACAAACCGCAUCAUUGUGUCCUUGGCCAUCACAGACCUGCUGCUGGGCCUUCUGGUGCUGCCGUUCUCUGCUUUCUAUGAGCUCACCAAGGAGUGGCCCUUUGGCAGCGUUUUGUGCAACAUCUACACCAGCCUGGAUGUCAUGCUGUGCACGGCCUCCAUCCUCAACCUCCUCAUGAUCAGCCUGGACCGCUACUUUGCUGUCACCACCCCGCUCCGCUACUGCCAGGUGGUGACUCCCUCCCGGGUGGCCGUGGGUUUGGCCGUUAUUUGGACCGUUUCACUGAUGGUCUCCUUCCUACCCAUCCACCUGGGCUGGAACACCAAAGGCGCAGCAGUGCAAAACACAGGCCCCAGCUGCAGCAAGGAGUGCACGCUGGCAGUGAACCUCGUGUACGGGUUAGUGGACAGCUUGCUCACCUUCUACAUCCCUUUGCUCAUCAUGUGCAUCACCUACUACCGGAUCCUCAGGAUAGCGAGGGAGCAAGCCAAGAGGAUAAACCACACGUGGGGCAACGCGCCCAUGCCAUCCAUGGUGAAAGAGCACAAAGCCACCGUGACGCUGGCAGUGGUGCUGGGAGCGUUCGUCGUGUGCUGGUUCCCCUACUUCACCAUGUUCACCUACCGGGGCGUGUGGGGGGACAGCCAGGUCAAAGGCACGCCCAUGUCCAUUGUGCUCUGGCUGGGCUAUGCCAACUCAGCCCUGAACCCCAUCCUCUACGGGACACUCAACAAGGAUUUCCGAGUGGCGUACCAGCACUUGCUGCACUGCUGGAGGACGGGACACGCCAGGAACUCCCACCUGCCUCCCCUCCAGAAGGCCCAGCCCAGGGGCAGGCAGGGCCAGGGCAGGCAGGAGGGUAAACCCUUGAAACUGGAGGUGAGGAACGAGAAAGGGACUCUGCUCACUGAUGGAGCCCUCAAGAGCACUGGAGCUCUUCUGUGAGUCUCAGCCAGCCCGCUGCCCUAGGACCCACAUCUCCCAGCCUUCAACUCCUGGCUGCCCUCUUCCAAAAUCCUGUCUGUGAGGUUGAAAGGACAACACUCAGCUUUCCUCAGCACAAAACUCAACAGCAGAGGCGAGAGCUGCAAGGGCCCCUGCUCUGGCACGCAGCAUCACUCAAACACUGCUGGAGAGGCCUCUGCCCGCCCAGGUUUCUUCCCAGGAGGGUGCUGGGUUAGAAGAGCCCUCGGAGGAGCUGCAGAAGAACAUCUCCCCAUCCUGUCUGGACAGUGACACUUUCAGCAUCAAGCCCCACAGCAGCAGGAAGAGAUGCCUGAGGAGCUGGCUCAGGAAGCAGAGCAUGCCCUCGGCAGGGCUGGGCUGGGCUGGGCGUGCCUCUCCAGAGCCCUGGCAGUGGGCCAGGCUGCUGGGGGAAGGGGCUGCUGUUGAGGUCUUGGUGCCAGGCAGACCAGGCUAGGAUGGAGAAAGACAACACAGACACCACCUUCCCUGGUGUCCUAGGGAUGUAGCCACCCCUCAGAGGGGCAAGGCCCUGGUAGAUGGGGAUGCUGUGGCAGGAGGGCUCAGCGUGGCGGAUGUUGGCAGCCACGAGUGCUGGAUGUCCUGUGCACAGGACAUCCCCGUCCCUCAGCAUCCAUGCUGGGGCAAGGCUGCUUCCCAUCCCUGGGGCUGUCCUUACACCACACCCCCUGUCCCAGCCCUACUGCAAGGCAAAGAGAAGCCCUGGAGCCUGCAGGGGAGAACUGAGCAGCCAGGGCUUGCCCCAGGCUCUGCCCUCCCCAGCAGCUCAGCACAAAAGAGGAGGUUUCCGCCCCAAGCCUGUGCAGAAAUCAUCAGUGGUAUAAAAAAAAUCUAAUUAAGACAGAAGGAAAAUGAGAUUCUUGAUUUCUGUGGGUGUGCUUUGUCCUGGGAAGAGCCUCCCUGCCCUGCUCUAUCCUGCUGUCCCAUCUCCAUCCCUCUGCUGGGGCAGAACCUGGACACACAGCACAAGCCCCCAAAACAGAGGCACAGCUACCCUGGGCGAGGCUGGCACCCCCCAGAGCACAUCUUGCCCUGUGGGAUGAUCCCUCAGGAUGUGCCUGAGCUGAUGGAGCAGGGGACACUUUGCCGUCCCCCAGGCGCGGACCCGGAGGGGCGGCACCGCCGGCUCGGAGCUCCCCCUGCUUGCUGCGGGCACGGAGCGGCCCCGAGCUCCGGCCACACCGUGGGGAUCACCCACGGCAGGGCCGGGCUCCCCGACCCGGCACCGCGCACCCCAAUCACUCCCCCAGCUCCUCGACACCCCCCGAGCCACCCCAGCGCUGGGUGUCACCAUCUGCCACCGGCUCCUGCGUGGGUUUCACCCUUCCACCACUAAUGAGGGGUUGCAGGGAGCAACUGGCUCCCAAAGGGCGAGGAGAGCUGAGGGGGGAGCGUUGCAGCCCCAGUGCCCCCCAGCCCCCAGCCAGAUCCCACCAAAACCCCAGCGGGCAAGGAAACAUCCCCAGCACGGGGAUGCUCUGGCAUCAAGGUCCCCUCGCGGUCCUCCCUCGUGUGACCUUGGGGUCAGGAGCUGUGAAACUCCUGGGCUGAGCCCCCAAACAGAUUGAGAAGUUGCCUCAUCAGCAGCUUUGCAGGGUCCCUGCAGAGGAGCACACGGAGCUUUUCCUCCCCAAACAAACCCGGCAGGAGCGGCCCGGGGCCGCCCGGAGCAUCCUCGCUCUGCUCCAGCUCCGGGAAGAGCUGGCAAACACACACCCAAACCCCUGCCACCUAUGAUAACAAUUAGAGGCUUAUCUAAUUGCAAAAAUAAUUGCAAUUGAAGUGUUUAAUUACCAUGCUAAGCAGGAAGAGCCGUUUCCUACUGUUCCAGUAGCACUCCCGAUCCAUCAAACGAGGUUUGGGGCUUGUUUGGGUGCUGGGCUUUUUUUGGUUUUUUUUGGUUUUCUUUUUUUGAUUAUUAGAUUGCAGCCCCAGGGGAUUAAGAGAUUUGCUAAUUAGGGUCUUGGAGAACAGCUACCAAUUCACAAACACUUGCUUUUAAUUUCAGUACUAACGAGGCUGGAAGGGGAGAAAUCCAAAAUGCGGAACAUCUGUGGCAGUGCUGGCUGCAGCAGCGCUGCCCCCAGCCCCUCCUCGCUGGGCUGGCACUGCUCAGGGACCAUCCCAGAGACCCCGGGCAUGGGCUGGGCUUGGCUCGGUGUAAGCACAGGCAGGGUGGAGCUGCUGCUCUGGGUCGCUGCUGUCACCGAAGCCACCGCACAAACUAAUCCCAGCAUCGAUCAUCUGUCUAAUCCCCUCAGGGACCAUCGGCUUUCUCAGUGAUGGGCUAAUCCUGGUCCUGAGGCAACCGUUCCAUCCCCUGGGGGUGCAGCAGCAAGAAUUUCUCCAGGUGACAUGAGGUUUUGUUCUCCUCUAAACUGACAACAAAAGAGAAUUUAAUUCUCUCGCCAAGCAGCAAUUCUGGGAGGGAAGAGAAACUGCUUGAGAAGCUCCUAACCAACAUCUGCUCUCGCAGAUAGGAAACAUCCCCUGCUAGUGGAGGGAGCACAGGCGGGGCUGGCUGCCAAGUGCACGGGGACAUCCCCUUCCUCCUGUCCCUGCAGGGGGACACAGGAGCUCCACUGCCCUAAAUACAGCACCCAACCCUCACCCUGCUCCCCCCAGGGACCCACAGUGCCUCCUGGCUGGGCUUCUCCCACCAAACCACCUUUCCCGUCCUUGCCACAGCUCUGGGGAGGGUCCAAAAACCUGCGAAGAGGGGACACAGGGAAGGAGAGAAGCACAGGGGAGGCAGGAGCAGCCGCAGGGCAUCCAGGCGUCCUGUCCCCCAGGAGCACAGCUGAGACGCGGUGGCUGCCACAGGCCGGAGGCAAAGGAGCGUUUUAUUUCUUUUAGAUAAAAGAGAAACAUCAGUAGAAUGAGAAAAAAAAAAAGUG
Motacilla alba alba is the source of this 5503-nucleotide messenger RNA. It is a transcript of the gene HRH2, whose product is annotated as histamine receptor H2. The record is from RefSeq and is a predicted model, not a curated record. Gene Ontology annotation, biological process: G protein-coupled receptor signaling pathway, coupled to cyclic nucleotide second messenger; chemical synaptic transmission; gastric acid secretion. The transcript is spliced from 4 exons. Gene Ontology annotation, molecular function: neurotransmitter receptor activity; histamine receptor activity; G protein-coupled serotonin receptor activity. Lineage: Eukaryota; Metazoa; Chordata; Aves; Passeriformes; Motacillidae. Gene Ontology annotation, cellular component: dendrite; membrane. The coding region runs from base 1428 to 2567 and encodes 379 amino acids.